GUAUUUUCACUAUAGAACUGGUUUUAUUGAACAAGAUAGAACAUUGUUUCUUCUCAAGAUUGCCGAUAAAUAUCAAAUAAUCUAAAAAAGUAGUUAUUUUAUAAUAUUUAUUAUACAAUUUUAAUUAAUCUAAACUAUGACAAAUAUAUAUCUCCAUGUAUGAGCUAGACUUUAUUUGAAGAAUUUCUGAGCGAUAAACGAGGAAAUUAAUAAAUGUCAGAUGACAGACGUUAAUACGCUAAUAAAUGCAUAUAUAACUAAAAUUGUAAUUAAAAGAUAUAUUAUUAUGAUAAAAAGAUUAGAUUAUGCUUCGUUCGGCAAUAAAAUCAAAACAAUUGGGAUUUUUAAGAAAAUCUGUAUCAAGUUUAUUCAUGGUUGGUAAAAUUUAAUAGAAAACCGCUAGUGAAUGAGGAAAAGUUAGUUGUAAACAAUAUACAGUAUACAUAUAUAUAUAUAUAUUUAGAUAUAUAUUAUAUAUUUGAACCUAUUUAUUGAUUUUACUCAUUCACUAUUAAUUUAUUUAAGGUUUCCUUUAUUGUUAACCCACCGUAAAAAUUUGCACGCAAAAUAGUAGUUCUUGUUUUUUCUUUUUGUUUUUAAUAUUGACCGAAAUUAUUUCCAAUUAAAUUGAAGUAAAUUUGUAAAGAAUCUAUACUAUCUAUCAAAUUUUAGAGCCUUAUUUAAAAGAAAGCCUAUUUCCUGUACUGACUUUUUAACUUAACGUGUUUCGAAUUUUCCCCUGUGAAUGAAAGAUUUUUUAUUUUUCUGUAUACGAUUUAUACAGAAGAGAAAAAUCUAACUGAGAAUUUUAUUCUUUCUCUCUUUCUCUCUCUCUCUCUCGUUUAUUUAUUUAUUUAUUUAUUUUCUAUCUGGCUUUUCUAUUUUUUUUUGGGUUAUGAAUGGCUAUAAUUCUGGGGAACGUACUAUUUUAUAAUUGAAUAAACUUUUAUUCCGAAAGCUAGUCAAUAGUUUCUUCCAGUGGAUUAAACACUUUGGUUCUAAGCUAAUAAGUUUGUUUCCUUUAUGUUAUUUGUUACAUUCAAUUACUUUGUCCCAGUAGUUUUCCACUGUCAAAGAAACGUAAUAUCAAAGUGAAAAGUAACAAAACCUUUUUGGAUGGUCAAUUAUUAGAUCAGAUUUACUAUUGAUGCAAGACAAUAAAGCUUACUUGAUUUUGUUCCCAAAUGAAAUUGCCCUUGCGCCCUUUAAAAACUGAAUUACUUUGUAUUACAAUAAGUUGUCUUACCUUGCUCUUCUAAACUAGAACGCCUCUAUUUUCCUUUUUUACUUCGUAUUUUGCAAUUGGUACUUAAUAUGCACUUAACGUUGUAGUAAAUCGUCUCUAGAUUAACUUAUAAAAGAUAAUAUCAAACUGAUUAAAGUUUUAUUUCCUUUACUUUUUUAUUUAAAGGAAAAGAAAAUGGCACACCACGGAUUGGCUGAUAGAUUACAAGGGACAGAUCAAAAUGUUUGGGUUGAAUUCGGAAAUUUAGUUGUUAAGGAAAAAGCUUUGAAUUUAGGACAAGGAUUCCCAGAUUUUCAUGCGCCUGAAUAUGUUAAAAAAGCUCUUGCAGAAGCUGUAAUGAGUGAUAAUCCUUUUUUAAACCAAUAUACUAGAGGAUACGGACAUCCAAGAUUGGUCAAAGCUUUAGCCGAUUUGUACUCUCCACUUAUGAAUCACCCUAUUGACCCCAUGAAUGAAAUUCUCAUAUCAGUUGGUGCCUAUGGAGGUUUAUUCUGUGCUGUUCAAGGACUUAUUAAUCCUGGAGAUGAAGUAAUUAUUAUUGAACCUUUUUUUGAUUGCUACGAGCCUAUGGUUCGAGUUGCUGGCGGUGUACCAGUUUUUGUCCCUCUAAGAAGGAUUGAAAAACCAGAAGAUGCUGAGAGGGCAUCUUUUCAAAGUUCGGAGUUCUGUCUAGACUACGAGGAAUUGUCUUCGAAAUUCUCGCAUAAAACUAAAGCCAUAUUCUUUAAUAAUCCAAACAAUCCUUUGGGCAAAGUUUAUUCCAUGGAAGAAUGUGAAAUGAUAGCUGAUUUAUGCAAAAAAUAUAACACUAUCGUUUUUAGCGAUGAAGUUUAUGAAUGGCUUAUAUACGAUGAUAAAAAACACAUAAAGAUAGCAAAUCUUCCUGGUAUGUACGACCAAACUUUGACAUUUAGUAGCGCUGGAAAAGCUUUCUCGGUAACUGGCUGGAAAUUGGGUUGGACUAUCGGACCACCGCAUUUAGUUAAGGCUUGCUCGGUGUUACAUCAAAAUUGUUCAUAUACUUGCCCUACUCCUCUACAAGAGGCUAUUGCUAUGGCGGUUGAAAGAGAAAUUCCAAAGUUAGGAAGCGGCUGUAAAGAUUGUUAUUUAUUAAAAUUAGCCAGGGAAUUGCAGCCGAAGCGAGAUUUCUUAGCGAAAUGUUUACAAGAAGUUGGGAUGAAGCCCAUUAUACCUGACGGAGGGUAUUUUAUGAUUGCCGAUUAUUCUGGUUUAAUGAAUGCUAGCCCCGAAAUUAACUUGGGAGAUUCAAACGAACCGAAAGAUUAUCAGUUUGUUAAAUGGAUGAUAGCAAAUAAGGUAUUUUUAAUAAGAUAAAUUAUCCAAUGAACGUUCGCACUUUUCUUAUUACUUAUUCUAUUGUCUUAUAAGAAACUAUCCGGAAUACCACCAAGCGCAUUCUAUAGCCAAGAUCAUAAAGUACUGGUUGAGAAUAUGAUAAGAUUCUGUUUUAUUAAGAAAGAUGAAACACUAGCUGCAGCUGAGAAGAUUAUCAAGAAAUGGGCUUUCCAGCUGAGCAGAAGUUCAACAGCCACACCUAUUUCAAGCAAGUCGAGCAAAGAAACUCAAGACUAACAAAGCUAAAUAUAUAUAUUUAUAUAUAUUGAACACCUCUAAUGAACUUAAGUACUUCUACAGAGGUUUUCUUUGCAAGUUUCUUUAUCACUACUUCACAGAUAAUCGCAUUUGUGUCAAUGUAUUUUGUUUCUGAGAAAAAAGACUGAAUACUUGAAUAAAAGCAUAAAGUUUGACAUUUAAAGAUUAACUUUAAGAUCCAUAGGAAUUUUGUGAGA
Messenger RNA from Dimorphilus gyrociliatus, 3057 nucleotides. Lineage: Eukaryota; Metazoa; Annelida; Polychaeta; Dinophilidae. The record is from the annotation of a GenBank genome assembly.